AUGUCCGCCUACUCGUCCGAAGACGACCUCCCUGAUCUCAGCGCCAUCUUUGCGCCGAAGCCGUUGAUGGCCACCAGCACAAACACCGGGUUGCGACGGUCCCCACGCAAGAAGCCCGCCCUCGAGGAGUCCACGUCGCCACAGAAGAAACCACAAGGAGGACCGAGUCCUGUCAAGAGACGUGAGCUCAACAACUCCCACCUCCCGGGCAAUCUUCGUUGUCGCAAAGAAGCCACGAAGCCGGAAAAGCCAACCCGGACCAUCCUCAAACAUGUCCCGCUUCUCCCUCGAAAUCUAAACGUUGCCGAGACCCACGUCACUUCUAGCAACCGCCGCUCACCUGAGAGUCCUCAGAGAAGUCUGAGAUUGGCCCAUGUAGACUCAUUGCUCAUUCCACUGAAGGCCUUGGCUGUGGAAGACGACGGGUGGUCAGUGAGGUUGGCAGAGUCGUCAAAGACUGAGAACCUACUCAAUCCUCGAGAGCGGGAGGAUACAUCGCGGCCAACAAGAGGUGACAAUCGCAAAAGAAAGCAGGUGUUUAAUCGUGCAAGCAGAUUCGUCAUGAAGGAGGCUCGAUGCCACGACGAUAGUGGGGAUUCAGGCGCAGACGAAGAAGAGGAUGAUGAGGACACAGAUUUGAGCGGCUUCAUUGUUGACGAUGACGCCGAACUGAGCUACUACGAAACUUCAUCGUCAGAUCCGGACGAGGAUGAUUAUCGCAGACCAACAAUAAAAGCCUCACAAACGCGUCCGCGAAGACGGCUGCACCGGGGAUCGCCAACUCGGCGACGCCUCAGUUUUGGUGACCAUGGAGGGUCGGACACGGAGAAUCAGCAGGAGGAGACGUUAUCAAAAGCACUGGGAGAUAUUUCUCUAGGGGAUAACGAAUCCCAUGUUCGGAGAGGAGAUGUUGAAACGAUCGACCUCACCUCGUCCCCGACAGUUGUUCCAGACACCACGUUUAAUGCUCAACCCAGCUCACUCUCACUUCAAUCACAGCAUGAGAUUCCAUCAAAUCCUUUUCAAGACCCAAAUCGUCUCAAGAACUUCGACAAUCUUCCUCAGCUUCCUCCACCUCCUGCUGAGCCUGUCUUGAUGAUUCCCUCGAAGGACCAGUCUGUCGAUACCGAUUUUGACAAUGACUUUAAAGACGUCGUUGAGAAGCCCAUCCACAAAAGGGAAGAUCACUUCAAGACACCACCUGCCACACCACCUCGAUCACCCUCAAAACUCAAGUCACCCUCAAAAUUGCUAUCCCCUUCCAAGCGACAGUUCAUCCCACAAUCCCCACAUCGCCAGAGUAUGGACGCUUUCUGGGAUCAUAAUGUGAUCAACGAGUGGAAUGACGAGUAUUCUCCAAAGAAGGCACCGGCGACGUCUCCAAGAAAGGGGCCGCUUGGUCGGUUCCAAGUGUGGUCAGACUCAGAGGACGAGGAGCAAGACAUGUUUUUCGAUCGUUCGGAUUCACUUCCCAGUCCUUGCUUGUCACCGACCAAGUCGAAAUCAGCGUUCAAGAGUCCCGAGAAGGAAGAGAAGAAACGAUUAGCAGAAGAGAAGCGGACAGCUGCAGCAAGGAAGAAGGCUUUUGACUCUAAGAAACAACAGCUUGCGCUCGACUUGUUACACGAGCUCGACGAUAAGGUCGCCAACUCCCAACUCGACCGAUUGGCGUCCAGCACAGGCGGGGUGCGCAUCAUCUGGUCAAAGACUCUGCGUUCAACGGCUGGCCGAGCGAACUGGAAGAGAACGAUCACCAAGCCAUCCGGCUCACCCAUAAAGGGCGGCGAUGUAAAUGAGUCUAGGGAAUCGGGAGUGAAGGUGCAACACUAUGCGUCAAUCGAACUGGCUGAGAAGAUCAUCGACGGCGAAGACCGUCUGGUCAACACACUGGCGCACGAGUUCUGCCACUUGACGAACUUCAUGAUCAGUAACGUGCGCGAUCAACCCCACGGCGCAAGCUUCAAGCAGUGGGCUGCCAAAGUCACGUCGCAUCUGCGAUCGACUGAUGUCGAGUCCUGGAAGAACGUGCACGUCACUACUAAACACAGCUAUGUAAUCAACCACAAAUAUCUCUGGGUUUGCGUCGGCCGCCAGGACAAGUCUGCCGCUAGGGAUUUUCUCAACUUGGGGGAGGACGAAGGAUGCGGAGCGGAGUACGGACGACAUAGUAAGAGUGUUGAUGUCGAGAAACAUCGAUGUGGGAAGUGUAAAGGAAGAUUGGUCCAAGUCAGACCGAAGCCUAGAGCGAGUCCUGUCAAGAAGGAGAAACCAGAAGCAAAAGAGCCGCCGAAUCUGAAAAGAGAAGAGAGUGCCGAGAGUACGACUUCGGGCAGCAGCACCACCAGCAGUGGCGGUGGACUGGGCCGGAUGAUUGAGAUGAUUGAGCUGAGUGACUGA
Fonsecaea nubica is the source of this 2397-nucleotide messenger RNA. RefSeq lists its product as hypothetical. The record is from RefSeq and is a predicted model, not a curated record. Lineage: Eukaryota; Fungi; Ascomycota; Eurotiomycetes; Chaetothyriales; Herpotrichiellaceae. The transcript has a single exon. Bases 1 to 2397 code for a protein of 798 amino acids. Gene Ontology annotation, cellular component: nucleus.